AUGCCCUCUCUAACAGCGACCUACACAUCCCCGACCUCGGACCCCCAAACCUUCACCUCCGAACUCCCCGCACUCGCCUCACCACCCACAACCACCGAUCGCGUCGCAUAUCUCGAUGCCCUCUCCUCGUCCCUCAAGACCCUCCAGGCAGACGUAAACGCAUUCCUAACGCAAAAAAUGGCCGACGACAAAGCCGCCGACGACGCAAAAGACGAGGAGACAUAUGGCGAGGAAGUCGUUGAUGAAGACUGA
Messenger RNA from Alternaria incomplexa, 252 nucleotides. RefSeq lists its product as uncharacterized. The record is from RefSeq and is a predicted model, not a curated record. The transcript has a single exon. The coding region runs from base 1 to 252 and encodes 83 amino acids. NCBI's taxonomy places the organism in Eukaryota, Fungi, Ascomycota, Dothideomycetes, Pleosporales, Pleosporaceae.